Messenger RNA from Centropristis striata (black sea bass), 515 nucleotides. It is a transcript of the gene apoc4, whose product is annotated as apolipoprotein C-IV. The record is from RefSeq and is a predicted model, not a curated record. NCBI's taxonomy places the organism in Eukaryota, Metazoa, Chordata, Actinopteri, Perciformes, Serranidae. The coding region runs from base 145 to 468 and encodes 107 amino acids. The transcript is spliced from 4 exons.
UCAAUAAAAUGACAGCAAAACAACUUGAUAAAUGGUCAUCCGACAUCGACCAAUGCAAACGCAGUGGAGGUCACCUAAUACAAAUAAAUUGUCUGGAUAACACUUGUUAGAUUCGACUUCUUUUGACCAGAGCUGGAGGAAAAGAUGCAUAUAAAGGGGCUUAUUUUCGGUCUCAUCUUACUGAUGCAAGCAUGCGUCCCACUUUUGGCCCAGACUGACUCUCCAGGAAUACUGCAGAGGCUGGCGGAGAAAACCAGUGAGGCCAAAGCUAAAGUCCAGGAUCUGGGGGGAACAGUGCUGGGCUUUUUCGGUGCUUACUAUGAAGAUCACAUCCAGCCAGUGACCAGCAGCUAUGCUGAAUGGGCCUCGGACAUCAAAAGCUCUGUGUGGGAGAAGAUCCAGACAACCAUUGACAGCUACAUACUGCCGAAAGUAAUUCAUCCAACUUCUCAGCCCGGUCAAAACUAAAGAAAAGCAGACAAUAAAAGCAUAUUCUUACCACCUAAUGCUCAAGU